Messenger RNA from Peniophora sp. CBMAI 1063, 1962 nucleotides. The record is from the annotation of a GenBank genome assembly. Lineage: Eukaryota; Fungi; Basidiomycota; Agaricomycetes; Russulales; Peniophoraceae.
AUGACGCCAACCCUGUUCUGCAUACCGUUCCCAACAUUGGGCAGAGGUGCCGAGAAGAGCGCUUCGACGGGGAAGCGUGCUCAGGGCAUAGACGAUGAUGCAUUCACCGGCUCAAGCACAACUGAUGGUAUAAUGAAGAAGGCGGACAACACGCGAAGGUUUUGCAAAAUUGCAAGGCGACUGAGAGAGCUAAGGGAGCUCAUGCAAGAGAACAAGCUGGAUUACUAUGUUAUUCCGAGCGAGGAUGCGCACCAGAACGAGAAUGUCGCCGAAGCGGACAAGCGUCUUCAAUGGAUCAGUGGUUUCACCGGCAACGCGGGUCAAGCCAUUGUCGGCAUGAACGAUGCGUAUCUGGUCACGGACAGUCGCUUCUGGGAGCAAGCAGAGAGGCAGCUCGACCUCUCACAUUGGACCAUUGUCACCGCCGGGGCGCCGGGUAGCCCGAGCAACUUCAUCGGCUGGUUGAUUGACAACGCACAUUCAAGUCGUGUGGGCAUCGACGCUCAUACCAUCACUAUCCAAAGCGUCUUAACAUUGCAGGCCGCGUUUGUCAAGACGGAGAGCACGUUGCUCUUUCCUGAAGAGAACUUUGUGGAUACCCUUUGGGGACGUGACCGCCCUCCGCCAACCAAUAAGCCCAUCGUGACGCACGGUAUCGAGUUCACAGGCUGCGAUGCGCGAGAGAAGCUGGAUCAAGUGCGUGAAUGGAUUGUCGCGCAGAACUAUGGCGGAUUGUUCGAAAGCGGGCUGGGAAACAUCGCAUAUGUGCUGAAUCUGCGGGGAGACGAUGUGCCGUAUUGCCCGUUCUUCUACUCCUACCUGUUCAUCGGAACACAGCAGACGAUCCUAUUCGUGAACCCCUCUCAACUGGGACGAGGGACUCAAGAUUACCUCGCCGGACUGGAAGUGACUAUACGCGGAUACGACGAGGUUUGGGACUACCUCAGUCUCCACGAGUGGGGUGAAGCGAACAUACUAGUCAACGGUACGACACCUUACGCGGUCACUCUCGCAUUGACGGGACCCCGUUACACCAUUGCCCAGUCGAUCAUCGACACGAUGAAAGCUGUCAAGAACGACGUCGAGAUUGAAGGCCUCCGAUAUGCGUACCUGCGGGAUGGCGCCUGCUUUAUUCGUUUCUUCGCGUGGCUUGAAGAAAUGAUAGGAAAGGGCGAGACAAUCACUGAAUGGGACGCGGCCGAGCGUUUGACGAAGUACCAGCGCCAGGAUGAGAACUUCCGUGGUUUGAAGGGUGCAGCAAUGAGCUGUACUGGACCAAACGCCGCGUUGCCGCACUACUUCCCCACAGCGGAUGAGAACCUUGUGAUCGACACCUCGACUCCCUACUUGAUGGACUCUGGUGGCCAAUACCUUGAUGGUACAUGCGAUACGACACGCACAGUACACUUCAAGAAGCCCACCGCGGAGCAACAAGAGGCCUUCACGCGCGUAUUGCAAGGACACAUCGCGAUUGAUCAAGCCAUCUGGCCCCAAGUAACGAGUGGCAAACAGCUUGACGUACUGGCGCGACACAAACUCUGGCAAGAUGGACUCAACUAUGGGCACGGAACGGGACACAGUUUCGGGAGUUUCCUCGCGGUACACGAGGGUCCGCAUGGUUUCUCAAGCGACGUCCCACUUGCACCCGGGAAUGUCAUCACGAAUGAGCCUGCAUUCUACAAGUCCGGACACUUCGGCGUACGAAUUGAGAGCGCUCUCGUCGUACGGUCCGUUCACACCAAACACGAAUUCAACGGCCCGGUUUGGCUCGGGUUUGAGCGGUUGACUUGCGUCCCAAUUCAGCCGAAGAUGUGCGCUAAGGAUCUUAUGAGCCGUGAAGAGCGCGAAUGGCUCAAAAAACACAACCGGACCUGCGUCGAGAGGCUGGAGCCACUCUUGCGCGAUGAUAAGCGAGCGCUACGAUGGUUGCGGCGCCAGGCGAAGUUCCCAUUAUGCUUUUAG